CUGGACAAAAUUCAUUGUAUUAAAGAUUUACAAUGGAAGGCACCAAUGAAGAUACAUUAAGUGACAUCCUUGACAUCAUUCAAGCCGAUACUGAAUUUAUCGGAGAUAAUGAUCAGCAGCCGCACGUUGAAAUUUUAGAACAGCCGGCCAAAGCAUUACGAUUUCGCUAUGAAUGCGAAGGCUCGGCCGGCAGCAUAUUUGGUGUCAACAGUACAUCGGAGAACAAAACAUUCCCUAGUAUACGAAUCGUGGGCUACCAAGGUCGCGCUAAGGUGGUUGUGUCUUGCGUAACAAAAAACGCCCCGUACAGACCUCACCCACACAAUAUCGUCGGUAAGGAGAGGUGCAAUCAGGGUGUUUGUACGGUAGAAAUUCCAUCGGGAAAUAUGAUUGUUUCCUUUUCAAAUCUGGGCAUUCAAUGUGUGAAAAAGAAGGACAUCGAAGAGGCUCUCAGAGUGCGUCAGGAGUUACGAGUGGAUCCCUUUGAAA
This is a messenger RNA of Wasmannia auropunctata (little fire ant), 489 nucleotides long. RefSeq names its product embryonic polarity protein dorsal-like. The record is from RefSeq and is a predicted model, not a curated record. NCBI's taxonomy places the organism in Eukaryota, Metazoa, Arthropoda, Insecta, Hymenoptera, Formicidae. Gene Ontology annotation, cellular component: cytoplasm. The annotation marks the transcript as partial. The transcript is spliced from 3 exons. Gene Ontology annotation, molecular function: DNA binding; DNA-binding transcription factor activity. Gene Ontology annotation, biological process: inflammatory response; regulation of DNA-templated transcription; canonical NF-kappaB signal transduction.